This is a messenger RNA of Mesorhabditis belari, 1248 nucleotides long. NCBI's taxonomy places the organism in Eukaryota, Metazoa, Nematoda, Chromadorea, Rhabditida, Rhabditidae. The record is from the annotation of a GenBank genome assembly.
AUGGCUCAUGAAGCUCGAAAUCCAAAUGUGCAAUUAAAAGAAGCAGGAGUUUUGGUGGAUCAAGGUUCUGAGUUCACGGAGCAUUGCUCGAUUUCCUAUAUGACUCCAUGGGCCACUGUUCUCGCGAUGAGUGCCCUUUACUCUCUUGCGCUUCUAUGGUUUUGUAAACAUGGAAAAAAGAUGUGUUUACCGGCUCCAGACACCAUAUUUCCCUAUCAAAAGCGAUUGAAAGCAAUGAAAAGAGAGCUUGGCAAAUUUCUCGUCGACGACGUUUUCAUUGAGAUCACCGAUGAUAAAUUGGGGCAGGGUGCGGUGGGUUUCGUUUUUAAAGGCUUUGUUUAUCCACGAACACAGAAUCGAUAUAAACAAAAACUUGCAGCAGCUAUAAAGAUGAGUUAUCCGAUUCCUUUGAAAUCAAUGGGUCUUCUCGAGGAAGCGUGUCGAAUGGCGAAACUAGAGCACUCAAACAUUGUCGCUCUAUUGGCCGUCUCGAAGCUCUCAUUCACCGCAUUUCGGCCGCUCAUCGUGAUGGAAUGGCUACCCGGCGGAUCUCUUGCUGAAUAUUUUCGAGAAGAGAUCCGGAGAAAAGAGGAAAAUGAACGAGCGCCAGUGUUUGUCCGGAGUAUAAUCAGCAUUCUCACACAAGUAGGUGAAGCACUGAAAUAUCUGCAUGACAGUCGAGAUGAUCGAGGACAAGAGCUAACACACGGUGAUGUAGCAGCAAGAAAUGUCCUACUUACGAGCAAACAUUUAGACACUUGUGUGGCAAAAUUGGGUGAUUUCGGGCUCCCAAUCGAUUUCGGGCCUCGUUUACCGGUGCCAUGGCUUCCACCGGAGAUUGUUUGCGCGUUGGACUCGAAUCCCGUGCAUCGAACUGAAUGCGAUGUUUGGAUGUUCGGGGUUCUCGCCUGGGAAUGCGUGACUCUAGGAGCCGAGCCACACUAUCAGCGAACGAUUCGAGAGAUUCAGGCCUGUUAUCGAGAACCAGAUCGUGGUCUCACCUAUCCGUCGGCCUGUCCAGCACAAUUAUGGUCUUUAAUAUUAGAAUGUUUAUCGGAACAACAUCGACGUCCUCGUUUCCUCGGCCCCGUCGACGGAAGUGCGUCAGCAUUGCAUAAAUUACGACAAUUGCGCCACAGCUUUGCCACCUCUACCCAUUGUUUAGAAGCUAUGCCAAACGAAGGCCAUUGCACUUGUGCUCAACAUCGAUGUCAUAUCCCGUUACCAUCAUUCGGAAAAGAUGAUAAA